Messenger RNA from Coniophora puteana RWD-64-598 SS2, 2955 nucleotides. RefSeq lists its product as uncharacterized. The coding region runs from base 125 to 2527 and encodes 800 amino acids. The transcript has a single exon. Lineage: Eukaryota; Fungi; Basidiomycota; Agaricomycetes; Boletales; Coniophoraceae. The record is from RefSeq and is a predicted model, not a curated record.
CUAACUCCCAGCCUCGGUGUUGGGUCAGCCAAUACCGUCAUCGCCCCCUCAUUCUCCUUGAGCUCUAUAGCGACGACAAUCUCCUUUUUUCUCUCCUUAGCGCCCUCUGCGGUGAGGGCCUUUCAUGGAGCAUCAUAAUACUCGCCGUGCACACCGCAAACGGUACUCCCUCUCGAAGUUGUCUACAGACACAUAUCAAACCCUUCCGGAGUAUACAUCGCCGAGAUGGUCGAGGCAGCCGACAGAACAAAGCCUACCCGAAGACGAAUUUCCUUCUGAUAGACCCCCAGACUACUCGGAUAGCGCAGAAGAAGCAGACGCAGACACGGAGGACAGCGAAGCCCAGGACGUCUACAUUCCGCAGCCAUAUUCUCCGCCCACACAACCUUCACCGCGUCGUCCCACUGGCAGAAGACCCACCUCCUACCGUCGUAGGCACUCGUCGCAGUACUCGUUGCAAAACGCGUCACAGAGUGACCCAUUCCUUGACACACUCCUGGAACGUAGCGUUCACGCCCUCGAGAUGUCUAACGCUCUCCUCCGCUCGAGUAUAUCCACCCAGACCUCCCUCUCCACCCUCCUCUCUCCCGACACUGAGGCUGAGCGUGCGCUCGAAGUCCGUGCUCGCAACCUCUCGACGCGCAUCGGCGGUCGUAACGGCGGGAUGAGCACCGCUCACGACACCUGGAUGGACCGUCUUGACGAAAUUUCUCGCGACGUUGAAGGUCUCCUCCCACCUGUAGAUAAUACCCAGUCUCAAAAAGUGGAAGAGAGCCCUUCUAAUAGUAUCCGGGACGGGUUCGCCGGUGCGGAUCCCGCUGGCGUGCAGGCGAUCAGCCAGAGUUUGCCCACGUCAGAUGGGCCCGCCGGGCUGAGGCAUCGCAGAAAGCCCUCGCUUCUUGAUCUCGAUGCUGGCCAUCUGCAGCUCGCGCGUCAGCCUCGCAACGCGCUCAUUGCACCAGCCCCGCGUGCGCUCACCCAGUAUGUCGGGUCGACAGCAAAUCCAGAAAUAAUUAUUUUGCCGUCGACGUUAGGGCUGAGGGCGUCUGGGUCAUCACACUCUGCUGAUUGGAGGACAACAGAGUUCGCGGCAGAGGGUGCUGUGGGCAUGUCUUCGAUUACGACCUCAGCGCCACCGACAGCACCACCCACCGCUUCCUGGUCAACGGCUGAGUUCGGUGUGCGGAGACCAGAGCCGCGGGUGGGGGAGGCGGCUUCCCAACCUGAGGUCAGCGAUCAACAUGUGUCUUCAUUUCCGUCGCAUCAGGCGCACGACACGCCUACACCCGCCUAUAACCUUCUCUCAUCACUCGCAAAACGGUCCGAGUCAGCUACACCGCCGCCCACUCAUUCGACGGCCCGUGGGAUUGGGGGUUCAUUUACGUCUCUCACACGCAGGGGGUCUUCUAGUACGGGUUCAGGGAGCGUCGAGCGCAGGCCCUCUGCCUCUUCAUCAUCAUCGAUGGCGACCCCCAUUCUCCUCCCGUCCACGCCGACGCCGCGCAUUGUCUACAUAACGCCCCAGCGGCAGCGUCGGGGAUCGGCGAGCACGAGCAGCACCGAGCGCGGUGGCUCGCUGACGUCGACCUCUUCGAAGCUCUCCCGCUCUCCCGCAAGCUUCCGAUCCCUGAUCUCCUCGCCUGAUCGCUCGCGCUCUCGGUUCAGGCAGGGUGCGAGCGCUAGCUCGGGGUCGGACUCGCCGGCGCACUCGAUUACGCCUCGUCGCACGUCACCGAUGCGGCCGAUGACGCCACCCAUUGAGGAACUCAGCGCGUCCUCGGAGUCGUCGGACCAGCGCCCGACCGGCUUUCGGACCGUGCAGUCCCUCCGCAGGAUCCUGGACGACCACCCGUCGAGUGUGUCGGUGAACGCGAUGAGCAGGAUAGCCAACAUGCGGCCGCCGUCGUUCAUGCCCACGUCGCCCGCGCCGCAAGCGGUGACGGGCGAGUCGACAGCGACGGCGUCGAUAUCGCGGCUGUACACCAAGGGACGGCACUCGCUGUCCACGCGUGCGCCGUCCCCGCCCGCACGCUCGUCGCUCAAGAUGUCGACGAACACGACGCCGAUCCACACGCAGCCUGCGACGCCGAUGCCGUCGCCCUCGCCGUCGACCCUCGGGUUCGCGGACAGGUUCGGCUCGGGCGUCGCGCGCGUGCUGGGCGGCAGCCGCUCGGGCUCCAUCUCGGGCCGCUCGACGCCGCGGCGUAUCAGCUUCAUCGAGGUGCCGCCCGAAGAGGGCGGGCCGUCGGGGCGGAACUCGAUCCGCGAGCGGCGCGCGCGGAGGAGGAGCGGUAGCGGUAGCAGGCGCAAGGGGCGGACGAGGAAGGGCGGUGGCGGUGUGUCGGGGCUGCCUGAGCAGCUCGAGGACGACGAUCUGAGCGGGUGGAUCAAGGGCUGGUUUAAGGGCACUAUUCCGAGCAGCCAGGGUGUGGGCGGUUCGCGGUAUGAUGGGGUAGAUGAACGGGUGGGGCGCGGGUGGGGUGCGUCGAGGCCUGGGUUUGGGACGAUGGACGAUUGGGCGGUGUGAGGAGAAGGGCGAGGAAGAGGAUGGAUAUGAUGCCGGUACGGCCUGCUUUUAUCUCUUCUCUUCCUUCGGGGUGUUCUUCUUGUUUGGACGGAGGUGUCCAAAAUGAUACAUCGCAGUUCUAACGUUAUUCGCUCACGACUCGUUACGUGUUUAUAUCGCUCAUUGCUCAUCACUUGUUUAUUUUUGUCAGCCCAUAUCCUCUGCGUCACCGCGCGCUGACUAUUACGAUCGUUUAACGUGUUGUCUCUGAUCUCGCUAUUCUUUCUGAUCAUCACUUAUCUCGGACACUUUUUUCUUCCUCAUUUUCUCGUCAAAUUUUCUAUCACAAACCGCAGUGUAUUUGUGUUUCGAGCGACAUCAAUACCCCACUGUCAGUUUUAUUGUUUUUAUUGUGUAUGCGUUUCGGAAAUCAAUAGCUCUUAACUUCC